Molecule: messenger RNA, 1275 nt
Organism: Prorocentrum cordatum
Lineage: Eukaryota; Dinophyceae; Prorocentrales; Prorocentraceae
Source: the annotation of a GenBank genome assembly
AUGCACAGGCUGCUGGGGAGCGUGGCGCCGCCCAUUCUGCGAUCAUCAGCGCGACCAGAGCUGCUGAGGAGCGCUCAGGCAAGCAACCUAUGCAAUCUUGGUAGACGGCCGCGGCACGACAGGGGCCUCGCCAUGCAGACAAUAUCUGAGGAUAGGCUUCAGGAGUUUCUGCAGGCCGAGGUCAAGUUCUUUGCCCGCCAGGAGACAACGUCCAUUAGCAUCUCCGAGAUCUUGCAAAAAUCGGAACCUGAAAACGCAGCAGACAUGUGUCACGCAGAGCUCCCAAUACGAUUUGCGCAGAGAAUCUUGCAGAUUGAGGACAUACCGACGUGGAAGUCUUGUCCAGAGCUCGUUGAGGUGCACAAGCUCUAUAGCCAUACUUUCCGCGACCUCCGACUACAGGAUUUGAAUUUCAACAAUAUGGACCCUUUCACGGAGAUGAUUCAGACGCUCAAAGAGCGUAUGAAAGGGGUAAUUCCCAACCUUGCCAUGGGGAUGCGCCGGUUGAAGAUGGAGGAGGGCUGGACAGAGGCCCAGAUCACAGAGUGGUUGGAUACAUUCUUAUUGUCUCGAAUUGGCACUGAGAUGCUCACAUCGCAGUACAUUGCAUGCACGACUGCAAAUAUCAAGACGAAAAAGAAUCGUAAAGGAAUAGUGGACCAGGUCUGUGACCCUGCAUCAAUUUGCGAGCAGGCUGCCAAGCAGACUAAGAAAGUUGCCAGGCAGCACUUCAAGAAUAUAGACCGAGAACCUCUCAUCAUCGUUGAGCAUAUGCAUUCAGAUUCCCGUGUGAAGUUUCCGUACGUGCCACAAUACCUCUUCUACAUAAUGGUUGAGCUGCUGAAGAACAGUGCGCGCGCCACAGUGGACACCGCCCUGAAAGAGGGCGGCAGGUUGGAGGACCGACCGAUCGUAAUCAGCGUUGGGGCCGACAACAGACAGAUUGCCAUCCGGGUGCACGAUAAGGCGGGCGGUAUCCCUUUCAACGUGGCGGACAACGUCUGGUCCUACAUGUAUUCCACGGCCACGAAAGGCGUGGACACUGAGGACUCCGACUUCUCCUCCCAGGGCACCCCGCUGGCUGGCUACGGUGUGGGCCUGCCGCUCAGCCGGCUCUACGCCAGGUACCUCGGCGGAUCGCUGCACCUCAUGUCCAUGCCCGGAGUUGGGACCAGCGCCUACCUGUACCUCAAGCGGCUCGAGGAGGAUGCCAAGGAGCAGUUGCCGACCUCUGUGGGCUCGCUGUCCGACCCGAGCUCCAGCCUCCUGGGGUGA